AUGGAGCGAGCGAGCAACCCGGAUGACGAGCUAAGCCUCGAGCUCACCCUGCCCGCCGCCGUGGGCGUGGCGCCAGCGGCGCCUCCCUUCUUCCUCUGCGCCUACUGCGACCGCAGGUUCCUCACCUUCCAAGGGCUCAGCGGCCACCAGUACCGGAACGCACACAAGCAAAAGCGCCCCGUUGGCAGGCUCCGCCGCAAUGCCUCCACCGUUAUCCGCGCCUCCCCGCCAUCAAAGGCUGCUGCUCGGAUGCCCGAGGGGCCCGAGGACAAGGUGCCUGAUGUGGGUGGCAUGGCGCACAAGCGCGGGCGCGCGGCAACACCUGGCAUGGCUGAAGAACUUCAUUAUCUUCGUCCAGUUCAUCGCCAUUGCAGUGUUAUGAAGCUUGUGUGCUCAGUGUGA
Molecule: messenger RNA, 402 nt
Organism: Triticum dicoccoides
Lineage: Eukaryota; Viridiplantae; Streptophyta; Magnoliopsida; Poales; Poaceae
Exons: 1
Coding region: 1-402 (133 amino acids)
Source: RefSeq, a predicted model, not a curated record